Messenger RNA from Miscanthus lutarioriparius, 2082 nucleotides. The record is from the annotation of a GenBank genome assembly. NCBI's taxonomy places the organism in Eukaryota, Viridiplantae, Streptophyta, Magnoliopsida, Poales, Poaceae.
AUGCCCUGCCCUGCACUCGCAGCCUGGGAGCUCGCAUCUUCCUUCGGAUGGUGGAUGCAUGUGUUCGGUAGACACACCUGCUCAACUAGAGUUGACAAGUGGAAGCGUAUGGGUACCAGCAAGGAUGCGGUCCCUCGUGCCAUCCUCUGUUUCUUGUUUCUGCUCUGCUUAGGCUGCAAAUGCCUGGCAUCAGAAUUAGAGGCCACCCAGACAGUGACCCUCGCGGUCGAUGCCUCGCCACAGCUUGCUCAGAAGAUCCCUGAUACACUAUUUGGAAUAUUCUUUGAGGAGAUCAACCAUGCAGGAGCUGGUGGCAUAUGGGCUGAACUUGUUAGCAACAGAGGGUUUGAAGCUGGAGGCCUCCAUACUCCAUCAAACAUUGACCCAUGGUCCAUCAUUGGAGAUGACUCUUCUAUAUAUGUGGAGACUGAUCGGACAUCAUGUUUCAGUCGAAACAUCAUUGCUCUGAGGAUGGAGGUCCUUUGCGAUAACUGUCCUACUGGUGGUGUUGGUAUUUACAACCCGGGGUUCUGGGGCAUGAACAUAGAAGAUGGAAAGGCCUACAAUCUUGUUAUGUAUGUUAAGUCACCAGAAGCAACCGACUUGACAGUUUCACUAACAAGCUCUGAUGGGUUGCAAAAUCUGGCUUCAGCUACAAUAACAGUUUCCGGCGAAUCAAAUUGGACAAAAGUGGAGCAAAAGUUGGUUGCUAAAGGAACCAAUAGAACCUCAAGGCUUCAAAUAACAACUAACAAGAAAGUAGUUGUCUGGUUUGAUCAAGUAUCACUCAUGCCUGAAGACACAUACAAGGGACAUGGCUUUCGCACAGAACUUAUAUCCAUGAUUUUGGAUUUAAAACCACGAUUCUUGAGAUUUCCUGGAGGCUGCUUUGUAGAAGGUGAGUGGUUAAGAAAUGCCUUUAGGUGGAGAGAAUCUAUUGGUCCAUGGGAAGAGAGACCUGGACACUUCGGGGAUGUUUGGCAUUACUGGACUGAUGAUGGCCUUGGAUACUAUGAAUUUCUUCAGCUUGCGGAGGACCUGGAUGCUGAGCCAAUCUGGGUAUUCAACAAUGGAGUCAGCCACAAUGAUGAAGUUGAUACUGCUGCUAUUACUCCAUUUGUAAAGGAUGUAUUGGACAGUAUAGAAUUUGCAAGGGGGAGUGCAAAUUCAACAUGGGGCUCUGUUAGGGCUGCAAUGGGGCACCCUGAACCAUUCCCAGUGAAAUACGUUGCGAUUGGAAAUGAAGAUUGUGGGAAAAAAUUUUACCGCGGUAACUACUUGAAGUUCUACAAUGCUAUAAGACAGGCCUACCCAGACAUUCAAAUGAUUUCAAACUGCGAUGGUUCAUCUACACCACUUGAUCAUCCUGCUGAUUUAUAUGACUUCCAUGUCUAUACUGAUUCUAAGACUUUGUUCAACAUGAAGAGCACAUUUGACAGAACAUCUCGUAGUGGGCCCAAGGCUUUUGUGAGUGAGUACGCUGUUUGGAGAGGUGAUGCAGGUAGAGGAAGUCUUCUUGCUUCAUUAGCAGAAGCUGCUUUUCUUACUGGACUGGAGAAGAAUAGUGACAUUGUUUACAUGGCAAGUUACGCGCCACUGUUCGUAAACAACAAUGACCAAACGUGGAACCCGGACGCUAUCGUCUUCAACUCCUGGCAACAUUACGGCACUCCUAGUUACUGGAUGCAGACGCUUUUCCGCGAGUCGAGUGGUGCUAUGUUACAUCCAACUACAAUCAGCUCCAGCUACUCUGGUUCGCUCGCAGCGUCUGCGAUUACAUGGCAGGACUCGGAGAACAGCUUCCUAAGAGUAAAGGUUAUAAACUUUGGGUCAGAUGCUGUGACCCUGACAAUCUCCACGAGUGGACUCCAGGCCAGUAUCAACGCUCUGGGAUCAACCGCCACUGUUCUCACAUCAGCAAAUGUGAUGGACGAAAACUCCUUCAGUAACCCAACCAAGGUUGUACCGGUGAAGAGCGAUCUGAGCAAUGCUGCAGGGGAGAUGCAGGUCACGCUAGCUCCUCACUCCUUCAGCUCGUUCGAUCUCGCCCUGGCUCAGUCCAAACUUGUCGCCGAGAUGUGA